Messenger RNA from Callithrix jacchus (white-tufted-ear marmoset), 1929 nucleotides. It is a transcript of the gene CYP1A2, whose product is annotated as cytochrome P450 family 1 subfamily A member 2. The record is from RefSeq and is marked provisional. NCBI's taxonomy places the organism in Eukaryota, Metazoa, Chordata, Mammalia, Primates, Cebidae. Gene Ontology annotation, biological process: hormone biosynthetic process; progesterone metabolic process. Gene Ontology annotation, molecular function: steroid 17-alpha-monooxygenase activity; oxidoreductase activity, acting on paired donors, with incorporation or reduction of molecular oxygen, reduced flavin or flavoprotein as one donor, and incorporation of one atom of oxygen; heme binding.
CUCAAGCGCCUGCCUCUACAGUUGGUACAGAUGGCAUUGUCCCAGUUUGUUCCCUUCUCAGCCACAGAGCUUCUCCUGACCUCUACCGUCUUCUGCCUGGUAUUCUGGGUGUUCAAGGGUUUGAGACCUCGGGUCCCCAAAGGCCUGAAAAGCCCACCAGAGCCAUGGCGCUGGCCCCUGCUCGGGCACGUGCUGACCCUGGGGAAGAACCCGCACCUGGCACUGACGAAGAUGAGUCAGCGGUACGGGGACGUGCUGCAGAUCCACAUUGGCUCCACGCCCGUGGUGGUGCUGAGCGGCCUGGACACCAUCCGGCAGGCCCUGGUGCGGCAGGGCGACGAUUUCAAGGGCCGGCCCGACCUCUACAGCUUCACCCUGAUCACUGAUGGCCAGAGCAUGUCCUUCAGCCCAGACUCUGGACCCGUGUGGGCUGCCCGCCGGCGCCUGGCCCAGAACGCCCUCAACACCUUCUCCAUCGCCUCUGACCCAGCCUCCUCAUCCUCCUGCUACCUGGAGGAGCAUGUAAGCAAGGAGGCUGAGGCCCUGAUCGGCAGGUUGCAGGAGCUGAUGGCAGGGCCUGGGUGCUUUGACCCUUACAAUCAGAUAGUGGAGUCAGUGGUCAAAGUCAUUGGUGCCAUGUGCUUCGGACAGCACUUCCCCGAGAGCAGCGAUGAGAUGCUCAGCCUCAUGAAGAACAGUCAUGUGUUCGUGGAGAAUGCCACCUCUGGGAACCCCGUGGACUUCUUCCCCAUCCUUCGCUACCUACCCAACCCUGCCCUGCAGAGGUUCAAGGCCUUCAACCAGAGGUUCCUGAGGUUCCUGCGGGAAACAGUCCAGGAGCACUAUCAGGACUCUGACAAGAACAGUGUCCAGGACAUCACGGGUGCCCUGUUCAAGCACUGCGAGAAGAGGUCUGGAGCCAGCGGUGACCUCAUCCCCCAGGAGAAGAUUGUCAACCUUGUCAACGACAUCUUUGGAGCAGGGUUUGAUACAAUCACAACAGCCAUCUCCUGGAGCCUCAUGUACCUCGUGACCAAGCCUGAGAUACAGAGGAAGAUCCAGAAAGAACUGGACACUGUGAUUGGCAGGGGGCGGCGGCCCCGGCUCUCUGACAGACCCCAGCUGCCCUACUUGGAGGCCUUCAUCCUGGAGACCUUCCGACACUCCUCCUUUGUCCCCUUCACCAUUCCCCACAGCACAACAAGGGACACAACACUGAAAGGCUUCUACAUCCCCAAGGAAUGCUGUGUCUUCAUAAACCAGUGGCAGGUCAACCAUGACCCGCAGCUGUGGGGGGACCCAUCUGAGUUCCGGCCUGAGCGGUUCCUCACCGCCAAAGGCACCGCCCUCAACAAGCCCUUGAGUGAGAAGAUACUGCUGUUUGGCCUGGGCAAGCGCCGGUGCAUCGGGGAGGUUCUGGGCAAGUGGGAGGUCUUCCUCUUCCUGGCCAUCCUGCUGCAGCAGCUGGAGUUCAGCGUGCCGCCGGGCGUGCAAAUCGACCUGACCCCCACCUACGGGCUGACCAUGAAGCACGCCCGCUGCGAACACGUCCAGGCGCGGCUGCGCUUCUCCUUCCAGUGAGGAAGACACCGCCAUGCGGAGACUGGGGACCGAGUGGAGAUCGGCCCGGGGGACUCAGCCCUCGUUUCUCUUCCUUUCUUUUUUCUUUUCAAAAAUAGCUGCUUGGAGGAGGCCGAGGCGGGUGGAUCACGAGGUCAAGAGAUUGAGACCAUCCUGGUCAACAUGGUGAAACCCCGUCUCUACUAAAAAUACAAAAAAUUAACUGGGCAUGGUGGCGCAUGCCUGUAAUCCCAGCUACUCAGGAGGCUGAGGCAGGAGAAUUGCCUGAACCCAGGAAGCGGAGGUUGCGGUGAGCCGAGAUCACGCCAUUGCACUCCAGCCUGGGUAACAAGAGCGAAACUCCGUCUC